AAUGGGGAUAAUACCUACUUUGCAGGGCUGCUAUGAGGAUCAGUGGCUGUCAGGUAUUUUGGAGCUGCACGUACACAGCAUCUAGGCUACAUCUUAGACUUUGAAUUGGUGUAGCCCCAAACUGCUCUGAAGAGAUUAUGAGUAGCAAAUGAAAUAAUUUUAAUGUACAAAUCCUACCAUCUUCAGUGGACUGCCAGAGCCAGAGCUACUUAUUGCUUCCCUUCAGUUUACAAAUAAAAACACUUUCAGGACCUUGUUGGUAAGUAAGUCCCCAGCAAGGCUGCAGGGGUGGAUGGUAUCAGAGCCACUGCUUCAUAUCUUUGACCCCCAAACUACAUGGGUGCAGGCUAGUCAUGUGGAUUCUGAUCUGCAAGAUGGGGACAGAGUGGGUCUCUUAAUCAUCAGCCAAGGGCUCUUUAAAAGUAUUCAGCGGAAACACGGACCACGGACCACAAGAGAUAUAUAGGCAGCCCUUGCUGCUGUGAGCAAGCUCAUACCUGGAACAAAUCGACAGAGCAGCUCUGCUGGCAUUCAUCAGAACAGACACCAUGGCCGAGUAUGAGUAUGUAGAUCCUGGAUUCUUCCGCACUUCCAACAACAGCAGCCAGGCACAUAAGGACUUCCUGCAGUUCAGCCAGCUGUUUCUGCCCUGCAUGUAUGUGGUGGUGUUCAUCUGUGGCCUGGUGGGGAACUCCCUGGUGCUGGUCAUAUACGUCUGCUACCAGAAGCUGAAGAGCCUGACAGAUGUGUUCCUCAUGAACCUGCCCUUGGCUGAUCUGGUGUUUAUCUGCACUCUGCCCUUCUGGGCCUAUGCAGGCAUUCACGAGUGGAUCUUUGGCAGCUUCAUGUGCAAAACCCUGCUGGGCAUCUACACUUUGAACUUCUACACAUCCAUGCUCAUCCUCACCUGCAUCACUGUGGACCGCUUCAUUGCAGUGGUCCGUGCCACUAAGACCUACAACCAGCAGGCCAAGUGGAUGACCUUGGGCAAGGCCAUCUGCCUGUCCAUCUGGGUGAUCUCCCUGCUGGUUGCCUUGCCACAGAUCAUCUAUGGCAAUGUCCAUUACCUCGACAAGCCCAUCUGUGGCUAUCACAAUGAGGAGAUUUCUACUGUGGUUCUUGCCACCCAGAUGACACUGGGAUUCUUCCUGCCACUGAUCACCAUGAUUGUCUGCUACUCAGUCAUAGUCAAGACCUUGCUUCAGGCCCGAGGCUUUCAGAAGCACAAGUCUCUGAAGAUCAUCUUUCUUGUAGUGGCUGUGUUCCUGGUGACCCAGACGCCUUUCAACCUUGUGAAGCUCAUCCGCAGCAUGAGCUGGGAGUACAACACCAUGACCAGCUUCCACUAUGCCAUCUUAGUGACAGAGGCCAUUGCCUACCUGCGGGCCUGCCUUAAUCCUGUGCUGUACGCCUUUGUUGGCUUGAAGUUUCGGAAGCAUUUCUGGAAACUUGUAAAAGACAUUGGCUGCCUCCCUUACCUGGGGGUCUCAAGUCAAUGGAAAUCUUCUGAGGACACUUCCAAGACUUGCUCUGCCUCUCAUAAUGUGGAGGCCACCAACAUGUUCCAGUUGUAGGUCUUGCUGAUGCUUGGAGGCACUCCGAGGAAUUUUUCUUUGUUUAUAGCUUGCAGAUUCUCAUAGAGAAGUAGUCGGAUGCUGCAGCUGUGCUUCCUCUCAGGCAGGAACACUUUCUGUUCUCUUCUUGAACACUCAGGCCUAGAGCUCAAAGGGAAGUGUGAACACUGGAUGGGCUUUCCUUCCUUCAUCCCCAAGAAUGCUGACUGAAGGGAUUGAUGAGUGACUCUCGAGACCUCAGGUUCUCCCUCACUGGGACUGAGACCGGGACUGAGGGUUGAAGAAGCAUGGCUAACAAAGUUACUGAUGGCAGGUGACACUCUGGGCUCCUAAAUUCAGCAGAUUCUUGUGGCUACGGAAGCAGAGGAGAUUAGAGCAGCCACGAAAUUAGUGCUGGCCCAUAAGGCUCAGACUGCAAUUAUCAGGCACCGAACAGAACUGAGAUCAGGUUCUGCCUCACCUUGGGUUGGACUUUUACAUAGAUAGAGGUGUAUCUCUCUUUGAUUAAUCCCAGAAGGACUAGCACCAGGGAGUAUGAAUGGGCCAAACAAAUUACAGAAUUCCAGUGGUCCAUAGAGUGGACCAUAGAGUUUCUAUAUAGAAAAAUGUGCAAAGCAGAGUUUAAGACUAUUAGGAAAUCUCAACAGCAUUUCUAAAGGGGAGUCUUUGGUGGGUUUACUUAUUUAAAAACUGAAUUAUCCAAUGCUUACCACAUACAGAUAUAAGUCAUAUAUGAAUGUAUAUAUAACACACACAAUCAAAAGCAUAUGAUUUUCAUGACAACAAAUAAAACCUUUUUAAAGUCUCCAAACCAUUUUUAUCCUUACACACAUUUUACUUUAAUGUGUUACGCCUGGAAUAUACCCAAAGUGAUUACUUAUGGACACAGGAAAGAAGUUAAAAUUGUAAACUUACAGGGCAGUGCUUUACCAAGGCAAUGGAAUAUGCUAUUCACUGUGGCUGCCAGCCUGCUGCCCAAGAUAUGAAGUGCAUAGGGUUAGUCUCUGUAUUAUGGUC
Molecule: messenger RNA, 2591 nt
Organism: Manis javanica (Malayan pangolin)
Lineage: Eukaryota; Metazoa; Chordata; Mammalia; Pholidota; Manidae
Gene: CXCR6
Product: C-X-C motif chemokine receptor 6
Biological process (GO): calcium-mediated signaling; cell chemotaxis; G protein-coupled receptor signaling pathway
Cellular component (GO): external side of plasma membrane; membrane
Molecular function (GO): C-X-C chemokine receptor activity; coreceptor activity; C-C chemokine receptor activity
Source: RefSeq, a predicted model, not a curated record